UCAAAGUUAAGCUAGGUCAAUGUGUCCUUCCACACGUGUUGCGUGUUUCUUGUAGCGGCAGCAGGAGUCGUGAGGCUCACAGAGGUCUCUUUGGUCUUAAGCGUAAUUAUCCUGUUUCUGAAAAGCUUCUUAUAUCCACACAGCCAUGCUGAAAUCGGUUGUCCGUGCGGUGGGAGCGGCUGUUCGCCUUUCUUCAGCCGCUCCGUCAGCGGCGCGAGCCCUGCCUCUUAGCUACCCGGCGUUGCGCUCUCCAGGCUCGGCUACGACUCGGCCGUUCACCCGCUCACUAUGGAUGUUGAAUAACAACGAAGCUUCGUCGGGAUACAGGCCCAAGCUGUUGAGCUCUAAAGUUUUAAAUCCGUCAGUAUCGUGUGGAUGUGGAGGACUACACACGGAAGGUGACAAAGCGUUUGGUGAGUUCCUGUCGGAUGAAAUCAAGGAAGAGAAGAAGAUCCAGAAGAACAAAUCUCUCCCUAAGAUGUCAGGAGGCUGGGAGCUGGAGAUGAACGGCACAGAGGCUAAACUCACGAAACAACUUUCUGGAGAAAAAAUCACUGUUACAUUCAACGUCAACAACAGUAUUCCUCCCAACUUUGAGGAGGAGGUGGAGCAGGGACAGCAGCAGAAAUCUCCUGAGGAUGAGCCAGAAAUUGUGUCAACACCCAACUUUGUCAUUGAAGUUACAAAACAGGGGGCCAAACACUCCCUUGUGUUUGACUGCCAUUUUCCUGAAGAUGAGAUGAGCCAUGGUGAGGGUGAGGAGGAGAGCGAUAUCUUUGCCAUCCGGGAGGUCAGCUUCCAGCCAGAGGGAGAUUCAGACUGGAAGGAGACCAGUUACACACUCAACACAGACUCUCUGGACUGGGCUCUGUAUGACCACAUGAUGGACUUCUUGGCUGACCGCGGGGUCGACAACACCUUUGCUGAUGAGCUCACGGAGCUGAGCACAGCCAUCGAGCAUAAGGAGUACAUUAAGUUCCUAGAAGAUCUGCAAAGCUUUGUUAAUUGCAAGUAGUGUCGAACGAGAUUGCCAUAGUUCUUAGUGUGCAAUCUGACAAGGACGGUGGUAUGAAGCAGUGAAGCACUCGGUGAUAGAUGGAUCUAAAACCACAAAGAGACUGAGUUGGUGUGUGGUAAUGUUGCCAGCAGCCGCUAUGUUGCGGUUGCUUUGUUAUUAUGGCUUAGUAUAAACCAGAUAAUUCAAAUUUGUCUGGACAUCAUCAUGACAGUUGUCGGAAACCAUCAUUGCUCUCGAUUUUGCAGAACUUGACUCGGCUGUGUACGUUUAAUGUGACCUGAUCAGAGUUUUCCUUUAAUAGCUUUUUUUGUGUUCCGGUUUCCAAUCAUCAUGUCUUCAUGUCUUCCCCCCUCGCUGGCCAGGGAACAGAGUUCUUGCUGAGUGGUUGUGGUUUGUCAGAUUCAGAAGGUCUGGUAAUGGAUGUUCUGUAGUGUGAAGCUGGAAAUACUGUUCAAUAAACAAUUUGAUACCCAAA
Molecule: messenger RNA, 1493 nt
Organism: Xiphophorus maculatus (southern platyfish)
Lineage: Eukaryota; Metazoa; Chordata; Actinopteri; Cyprinodontiformes; Poeciliidae
Gene: c1qbp
Product: complement C1q binding protein
Exons: 6
Coding region: 146-1015 (289 amino acids)
Biological process (GO): cytosolic ribosome assembly
Cellular component (GO): mitochondrial matrix
Source: RefSeq, a predicted model, not a curated record